AUGGCUGUGUAUGUAGGUGCAAGCACAAGUGGGCAGAAGGUGAAGAAGGAUGGACAGAUCCCGAAAAAGGAGAAAAAAGAGCAACUGACAACUGUUCAUGCCCAGGACGGCCCUGAGCGAACCCGAGAGAAGGGGGCGAGGCGACACCCCUGCACCAGGGAGACCGAGACAGGGGCCAGUGAAGGGCCAGAGGAGCGGCUACACGCGGACGACUUGCCCUCCCCCAGGCCGGCAGCACCGCACGGGGCCCCCCCGAGCGCCCGGCUCCUCCGGGGGAAGAGAGCCCAGGUGCACGGCCAGCCCCCCACGGCUUCCCGGGUCUCCCUCAGGAGGAAUGCGGGGGAAUCUGAUGGAGGAGGGGAGGGGCUUGCGGCACCAGCACACAGGCCUCGGCGGACAGGGCUCCCACCCGCGCAGGCGGCCAGCAGGCCGGCCGGCAGCUCUGCCCCUCGGCAGAGCCGGGACGGUGAUGCGGUCGGACCUCAGCGGGUCACAGGCCAGCCAGACUCUGGGCCCCCAAAAAGAGCCCUGCUGGCCUUGGAGCCUGGCCUGCUCACCCCGGCUCCACGCCAGGCAGGGGAGUCCCGCCUCAGGCCUGCCCACUGUGGAGUGCAGCUCCUGGCCCCGCCUGGAAAAGACCAGAAAGCCUGGCCAGAGCACCUGCACGCUGCUUACCUUAGUGACACUCAAGCAGAGAGGGCGGCAGGCAGAGCUGACCGUCCUCGCAGCAAAGCCCAGGGUACCAUUUGGCCAGGGAACUUGGCCUGCAGGUCAGCUUGA
Messenger RNA from Balaenoptera acutorostrata (minke whale), 780 nucleotides. RefSeq names its product basic salivary proline-rich protein 3-like. Bases 1 to 780 code for a protein of 259 amino acids. The record is from RefSeq and is a predicted model, not a curated record. NCBI's taxonomy places the organism in Eukaryota, Metazoa, Chordata, Mammalia, Artiodactyla, Balaenopteridae. The transcript has 2 exons.